AAUUAAAAGAACAAGAAGAAGAAGAAGCCAGAGGACUGAGGAGAGAGGGAGAGAGGGGGAGAGAGAGGGAGAGAGAGAGAGAGAUGAGGGGGGAUGAAGCGAGGGUCCUGCUGGGUUUCCCUCACAAUUCCCGCCCAACUCCUUCUCAGGUCAAGGCAGCCUUCAAGAAGAAGGUAUGGGAGUCUCAUCCCGAUCUGUUUCCAGUCAAUGAAAAGCUGAAAGCCGAGUCCAGAUUUAAACGUAUCUCGGAAGCUUAUAGUUGCCUGCUUUCCGGUAAUUCUGUUGCAGGCUCGAGAGGAGAUGGUUCAAGUACAGCUACAUAUUCACGAGUCGUGAGAACUGGAGUCCCUAGGACGCAUGGAGGACGAGGAAACCGCGCGCUCAUAGGUAUUCCAUUCCUCUUCAUCAUACUCGGAACAAUUGGACUUGGAGGAUUUAAUGCUUCCAGGGCAUACAAAAAGCAGAGGGAGGACUAUCCUUCUCACAACCCAUUUCUUCCAUAAUACUGGAACACCAAGCCAAAGUUUGAUCUUGAUGAGUUACAUGGACGGACUGGAUUUUAGAUAGAGUGCUGUCUGUGCAGGAUCAUUUAGAGGAACUAUUGCGAGGAGGCAGAGUAUAUACAUCGAGUGUAAUUAUCAUUUAAUGGUUGUAAAUUGUAAACGACGACUCUUCUUGUUGAAACUUGAAAUAAUACGUAAGAGUUUCUUCCUC
Punica granatum (pomegranate) is the source of this 714-nucleotide messenger RNA. Lineage: Eukaryota; Viridiplantae; Streptophyta; Magnoliopsida; Myrtales; Lythraceae. The record is from RefSeq and is a predicted model, not a curated record.